AUGCUGUGUGCGCUUUGCUGCGCCUGUGACGCUCGUACUCCGCCUCAGGACGUCGAUUUCGUCGACCGUGGUGCCUUUGCGCUCCUCGGCUUUCAGCGCCUCGGCAACCCGCUCUACCACAACAACUUGAGAAAUCCGUACGCGCGCUCGCAUGUCUACAAGUGCUGCAUGCUCAACCUCUCGCGGCUUAAGGGGAUCGACUACGACUGCGCCGUCUGGGCGAUGGAGGACAUCGACUUCAACAAGCGCCUCGUCUGCGACUGCUUCCCUCGCCCUGCGCACGGCCCCGAGGGUAAGCUCUGCUUUCGCGCAGCGAGCACUCCGCCGCGCGCGUGUGCCUGCUGGAGCGGCGACGCCUCGCGACAGCCCGAGAUCCUCUGCAAGAUUCGGCGCUUUGGCUUCUACCAGAGGAAGUUGCCGGGCGGCGCCUCUGGCACCUCGGACCGCAAGCCGCAGCCGCCGAAGCCGGGGCCGCCGAAGAAGGGCUUGCCUCCACCGGGGCCGCGGGCGCGACAACUUUGCAAGCAACGUGCUUAA
Messenger RNA from Emiliania huxleyi CCMP1516, 537 nucleotides. RefSeq lists its product as hypothetical. The transcript is spliced from 2 exons. The record is from RefSeq and is a predicted model, not a curated record. NCBI's taxonomy places the organism in Eukaryota, Haptophyta, Isochrysidales, Noelaerhabdaceae. The coding region runs from base 1 to 537 and encodes 178 amino acids.